Arabidopsis lyrata subsp. lyrata is the source of this 614-nucleotide messenger RNA. RefSeq names its product ras-related protein RABG3e. NCBI's taxonomy places the organism in Eukaryota, Viridiplantae, Streptophyta, Magnoliopsida, Brassicales, Brassicaceae. The transcript is spliced from 5 exons. The record is from RefSeq and is a predicted model, not a curated record. Bases 103 to 450 code for a protein of 115 amino acids. Gene Ontology annotation, cellular component: vacuolar membrane. Gene Ontology annotation, molecular function: GTPase activity; GTP binding.
UAAAGUCCAGAGAAGAAAGAAAAAAAGAAAGAAAGAAAAAGCGUCUUCUCCAAAAACCCAGAAAAUCGCAGAGAGCUUCUCUUUGUCUUUGUACAGAUCUCGAUGCCUUCUCGUAGAAGAACUCUCCUCAAAGUCAUCAUCCUCGGCGAUAGCGGGGUUGGGAAGACUUCUUUGAUGAAUCAAUAUGUGAAUAAGAAGUUCAGCAACCAGUAUAAGGCAACCAUUGGGGCUGAUUUCUUGACUAAGGAAGUGCAAUUUGAAGACCGGCUUUUCACUUUACAGAUCUGGGACACAGCUGGUCAGGAAAGGUUUCAGAGUCUUGGUGUGGCAUUUUAUCGUGGUGCUGAUUGCUGUGUUCUUGUAUAUGAUGUCAACUCCGCCAAAUCAUUCGAGGAUCUCAACAACUGGAGGGAAGAGUUUCUGAUCCAGAGUGGUGGGCCUCUUAAAUAAGGAUUUUUGUCUAUUCUUUCUUAUCUGGAGCAAUCAACUAUUACAGCUCAGAUAGCAACACCAACAUUUUUUUAAUAUGUAUUAAGAAUAUAUUACUUAUAUAAUUGCAUAGAACAAAGAAGAAUUCUGUAUGUUAAUGUAAAAGUAGAUAAUUCUAUAACAAA